AUGGAAACCCUGACUCAAUCUGAAAAAUAUUCACUUCUCGUCUUCUGUCUCCUGGGAGCCCUCCUUGUCUCCCAGCGCGGCUUGUCUCCCAUGCGAUGGCGGAGAGAGAGACAGAGAGGAAAGGAGAUGGAGGCGGCGACGCCGGAGGUGGUAAGGAAGGCGGAGAGGCUGGUGGUUUCGACCAUGGGAGGGCGCGACGCCUCCCACGACGCGGCCCACGCCUUCUUCGUCCACGACCUGGCCCUCUCCCUCGCCGAAGAAAAGGGCUUGGAUUCCUUCCCUCAAAGCUUGGAGAUAGCAAGGCAUUGCUUGAUGCUUCACAUUUGGUGGAAGUAUGGACCAAUACUGCAUGACCUAAGCUAUUGCCAUGACAGGGUUUAUCAAAGCAAGCAUAUUUGGAGAAAGAUGAAAAGCAGACUACAAUUAAUCAUUUCCAUGAGAAACUUUUCAAACUGAAGGAUUUGAUGAAGACAAAGG
Messenger RNA from Phoenix dactylifera (date palm), 477 nucleotides. The record is from RefSeq and is a predicted model, not a curated record. NCBI's taxonomy places the organism in Eukaryota, Viridiplantae, Streptophyta, Magnoliopsida, Arecales, Arecaceae.